AUGCACCUUUCUUACCCAUUUAUUCUUAAGAUACUAGAAAAUCUUUCUCGUGGAGCAGAACUUAAGCCAUUCUCGACAGCGGCUUUCAUGAAUAGUACUAGGUUUCCUGUUUCUCGAAUCUUUUCUCUGUUCAGCCGUUCUCUUUCUCCUCCAAUCAUAAACCUAUUAUUUAAUUCAACUCUACCUCAUGUUCCUUCAUGCAAAUUUUCCAUUAUAGCCCAGUUCUCCUCCUCUUCUUCAUCUCUUCCUCCUCCUUCUCCUUUGUAUGCUGCAAUGGAAACCCAAGUGGGUAGUAGUAGUAGUAGUCGUUGGAGGCCCAUGUGUUUGUACUACACUCAAGGCAAGUGUACUCAGAUGGAUGAUUCUAUCCAUCUGGAGAAGUUUAAUCAUGAUUGCUCCAGGGAUCUUCAAGUUAAUGCCACUGACAGUGAUAAAAAAUGCUCUCAAGAUGUGGAUUUUCUCUUGGUGCUGGAUUUAGAAGGGAAAGUUGAGAUACUUGAGUUUCCUGUGCUGCUGAUGGAUGCAAAAUCAUUGGGUUUAGUGGAUUUCUUCCACAGGUUUGUGAGGCCCUCUAAGAUGAGUGAGCAAGCAAUAAACAAAUAUAUUGAAGGAAAAUAUGGUGAAAUUGGGGUUGACAGAGUCUGGCAUGAUACAGCUCUGCCAUUUAUGGAAGUUAUUCAGCAGUUUGAAGCUUGGUUGACUCAACAUAACCUAUGGAAAAAGGAAGAGGGUGGCUGCCUUGCUUGUGCAGCAUUUGUAACUUGUGGAAACUGGGAUUUGAAGACAAAAAUCCCUCAGCAAUGCAUAGUUUCCGGGAUCAAGCUCCCUCCAUAUUUUAUGGAAUGGAUCAAUCUAAAGGAUGUUUAUCUAAAUUUUUAUGGGCGUGAGGCCAGAGGAAUGAUGUCCAUGAUGAAGCAGCUUGAAAUUCCAGCAUUGGGUAGUCACCAUCUAGGUAUUGAUGACUCAAAAAAUAUAGCAAGGGUAUUACAACACAUGCUUGCUGAUGGUGCUCUUAUGCAAAUUACUGCAAGGAGGCAUCCUGAAUCUCAAAAAGUUGAAUUUCACUAUGAGAAUCGCAUUAGGGCUCCUCAAAGAAGAGAAAGGCGGCUUUAAGCUAAAUCUAAACCUUCCAGUGAUACUACGGUAGCUGUAAAAUUUGGGGAAUAGAAACUUGCAUUCUUUGGUUUUGACAUUUGAUGCUAUCUUUUUAAUCCAGAUAAUGCUUAGUCAAAUUCUUCCUUGGAAGGUUUUGAGUAGUGAGUACUCUAUGAGCAGGCUGUGGUUUGGAAACUUGUCUCAUUUGCUAUAUUUGUUGUAGAGCAAUAUCCAACUGAUAGGGAUUAAAUUUUGUUAUCCCAAUAAUGUAAUGGAGAUUCACUUUAAGAACAUAGUUGUAUUUUGUAUUUCGUAUUUGAGGAUGUCAAGAAUCAAAUCUUAAUCAUUAAAACUAAAAAUUUACCAUCAAAUCAACAUACUGUAGAAUGUUGGUAAACUUCGAAUUGAGGCAGAAACAGUAAUAGCGUGUGAAUGAUAGCACCAUAGAAGAUGAAUUCAAUGUUAAGGUUACACUUAACUUUUGUUUGGUAGUGUGGUAAGAUGGGUUCAAUGCCAAAACGACAUGCAAAUGGUGCAAUCAAACUCUCUCUAAAUCGCUUAACAACCUCAAAAUCAACAAUGAUAGA
Molecule: messenger RNA, 1682 nt
Organism: Durio zibethinus
Lineage: Eukaryota; Viridiplantae; Streptophyta; Magnoliopsida; Malvales; Malvaceae
Product: putative exonuclease domain-containing protein At3g15140
Molecular function (GO): nucleic acid binding; 3'-5'-RNA exonuclease activity
Source: RefSeq, a predicted model, not a curated record